Molecule: messenger RNA, 4068 nt
Organism: Stegastes partitus (bicolor damselfish)
Lineage: Eukaryota; Metazoa; Chordata; Actinopteri; Pomacentridae
Product: integrin alpha-6-like
Exons: 25
Coding region: 88-3348 (1086 amino acids)
Biological process (GO): leukocyte migration; cell-cell adhesion; cell adhesion mediated by integrin
Cellular component (GO): integrin complex; external side of plasma membrane
Molecular function (GO): integrin binding
Source: RefSeq, a predicted model, not a curated record
ACAUUCAGCCCCGCAGGAGUCAGUCAGUAGCUCUCUGCACCUCCUGCAAUAAGGACUCACCUCUCAGUAGUUCAAGGAGCUUUUUUCAUGGAGGGCUGCUUCACCUGUGGACUGUGGCUGGUCGCCUUUUUCUUAGGAUGUGGGCGACUGUCGGCUUUCAACCUGGACACGGACAGUGUCCUGAAGAAGACCGGAGACCCGGGCAGCCUUUUCGGCUUCUCCCUCGCCAUGCACCGGCAGCUCGACCCGGUGGAUAAGAGAAUGUUGUUGGUCGGCGCCCCCAGAGCAAAAGCCUUGAGUGGUCAAAAGGCUAAAGUGACAGGAGGACUGUACAACUGUGACAUGAGCUCCACCUCUGCUGGAUGCAGCAGAAUUAACUUUGAUAAUGACGAGGAUCUGAGUAGGGAAAGCAAAGAAAACCAGUGGAUGGGAGUGACAGUCAACAGUCAGGGGCCAGGAGGCAAGAUUGUGACCUGCGCCCAUCGCUACCAGCGACGGACCAAUGUGAACACGGCCCUCGAGUCUCGCGACAUCAUCGGUCGCUGCUACGUGCUGAGUCAGGACUUGACAAUCGAUCCCAUAUCGAGCGAAGACGGGGGCAACUGGCAUUUUUGCGACAGCCGACCCAGAGGCCACGAGAUGUUCGGCUCCUGCCAGCAGGGCCUCUCUGCUACCUUCGACAAUGACUACCACUACUUGAUCUUUGGAGCUCCUGGAGCUUACAACUGGAAAGGCGUGGUACGCUUGGAACAGAAGAAUGACACUUUCUUAGAGAUGGGCAUCUAUGACGACGGUCCAUUUGAGGCAGGAGAUGAGAAUGAAAAGGACCCUGACUUGGUCCCUGCUCCUGCCAACAGCUACCUGGGUUUUUCACUGGACUCAGGGAUGAAUUUGGUCAAGAAGGGCCAGCUGACGGUGGUUGCGGGAGCUCCCAGAGCAAACCACAGCGGAGCGGUGGUGCUGAUGAAGAAAGGCGACUCCACGAGCAACAUCCUGCUGGGAGAAUACACCCUGGAAGGGGAGGGGCUGGCCUCGUCUUUCGGCUACGAUCUGGCUGUGCUGGAUCUCAACAAGGAUGGCUGGCAGGACAUAGUGGUGGGAGCGCCUCAGUACUUUGAGAAGGAUGGAGAAAUUGGAGGGGCUGUGUACAUCUACAUCAACAAAGCUGGAAAAUGGGACAAAAUCACGCCCACCAGAAUAGACGGACCUCAGGACUCCAUGUUCGGCCUUGCUGUGGAAAACCUGGGAGACAUCAAUCAGGAUGGUUUCCAUGAUUUUGCAGUGGGAGCUCCUUAUGAAGAUAACAGUGCCGGGCAUGUUUACAUCUACCAUGGAUCAGCCACGGGACAAAUCUCUAAAAAGGCUUCACAGAUGCUGUCUGGCCAGCCUUUAGGAGUGAAGCUGUUCGGUUACUCUUUGGCAGGCAACAUGGACCUAGAUAAGAACUCCUAUCCCGACCUGGCUGUCGGAUCUCUGUCAGAUGCUGUGUUUGUCUACAGAGCCCGUCCAGUUAUCAGCAUCAAGAAGAAAAUCACGUUCUCACCGAGCGAAAUUGACCUCACCAAGAAGAACUGUGGCAACAGCUUCUGCCUGACUGUUGAGGCAUGCUUCUCCUACACCGCCAACCCCAAGAGCUACUCUCCCAGACUGACCGUGGCGUACUCCCUCGAGGCCGACGCUGACCACAGGAAGCUCGGUCUUAUUCCCAGGGUGACCUUCAUCGGAGACCCCACCGCUGAACAUAACUAUGAAUCAAAGGGGACAAUAAGCAUAGAGGGCCAAGGGAGGCAACAGUGCAUCACACGGCAACUUUCUGUACAGGAAAAUAUUCGAGACAAGCUACGUGGGAUCCCCAUCGACGUGUCUGUGGACAUACAGGACGCCAGACGUAAACGGAGGCAGCAGGCAGCUCCACUGACUCCUGCCCUGGACGCUAAUGAGCCAAUGACAACUCGAGCAGAGGUGAAUUUCCUGAAAGAAGGAUGCGGAAAAGAUAAUGUGUGUCAGAGCAACUUGGAGGUGAAAUAUCGCUACGGUCACAGGUCGACCAAUGAAGAAAGGUUCACUCCAUUGAAACUGGAGAAUGGUGUGCCGGUGAUCUCGCUCAGCGACCAAAAGGACAUCGCCUUGGAGGUCAAUGUGACCAAUAAAAAUGGUGACGAUGCACACGAAGCUUACGUGACCGUCUCCCUGCCUCGCUCACUGACCUACUCUGCUUACCGCCUCUUAAGUAACGAGCGACCGGUAACCUGCAUAGCCAAUAAAGACGGUUCCAAGGCUGAGUGUGAGCUUGGAAACCCUUUCAAACGUGACUCACAUACGACCUUCUACAUUAUUUUGGGCACAGCUGGCAUCUCUUUCAACACUUCAGAACUGGAGAUUGAUCUUCAGCUAACAACGACAAGCGACCAGCAGAAACUUGCUCCUGUCAAAGCCAAGGCAAAGGUGGCCAUCAUGCUGCAGCUGUCUAUAUCAGGACAAGCCCAGCCAUCUCAGGCCUACUUUACAGGAGAGGUCAAAGGUGAGACGGCCAUGAAGACUGAAAGCGACAUAGGCAGCGCGAUCAUGCACCAGUUCAGAAUAGUCAACCUGGGAAAACGCUUGACAGAUGUCGGCACUGCAUCCCUCGAUAUUUACUGGCCAAAGGAGACAGAGCAGGGAAAGUGGCUGCUCUACCUGAUGAAGAUCAGCUCCACAGGAGUGGACCAGAUAGAGUGCACUCCUCGAGGGGAGAUCAACCCUCUGAACAAGGAACCAGUUAACUCCAGGUCGAGAAGAGCAGCAGAAAACACCCAGGGAUCCAACAAGGGCACCUUGUCCCGCUUAACUGACAACCACAAAUCUCUGUCCUGUGGUAAUGGGGCAAAAUGUGUGAGGAUAAGGUGCCCCCUGCGGGGCCUGGACAGUAAUGCAGUCUUCACUCUGUCCUCUCGCCUCUGGAACAGCACCUUCAUAGAGGAUUUUUCCGACUUGCAUCAUCUGGAGGUGAUAGUGAAAGCUGCUCUGCACAUUGAUAGCACGACAAAGACCACAGUGCUGCAAAAUGCAGAGUCGCAGGUGAGGCUGACGGUGUUCCCAGAGAGGCGUGCAGCUCAGUACGGAGGCGUGCCGUGGUGGAUCAUCGUGUUGUCGAUACUGUUCGGGCUGCUCUUGUUGGCCCUGUUGGCUUUCCUUCUUUGGAAGUGUGGCUUUUUUAAGCGUGCCAAAUAUGAAGACAAGGUUCCCAGUUACAAUGCAGUCCGAAUCAAACGGGAGGAGAGAGCCAUCAACCCUGGAAAUGGUAACUGGGAAAACGUGGAAAAGAAGCCCUGGAUGACAACCUGGCACGACAAUGAACACUAUUCUUAACAGCCAAUGAAAUCUGACAAUACACUUCACUGUCGCUUACUGAUGAACUGCCAGUUUCACUCGUUUUUUGCUGCCCUGCCUUCGGAGGACUGUAAAUAUCAAAAUACAAGGAAAAUCAUUUGUUUAAAAAAAAAAUUGAAACAUUUGUAGGACCAAAUACUGGAUCACACUCUUUACUUCAGGCACCGAUCUGAUCUUGAACAAAGUCUGUAUGAAUCACUGGAAGGAGAUUUGCAGUGUGGGAGACCGUCCUGCACAACUACUGUCGGAGGUUGCUUUGUACAUUCACAGUGUUGACGGUUGGGGGGUAUGGAAAUGUUACUAGAUGUUUUGUACAUUUCUUUUUAUUGAAUGUUUUGCAGAAUUGUUUGUAUUUAUUCUUGCGAGGAGUACUUUCUGUUACGUGCUCUACAGGCCAAAGACUCAUGCAAUGCAUAUCAUACACAGCAGACUUUUUUUAUUUACUAAAACAUGUUAAUUUCCCCCACUUUAUAAGUGCAUUUUUUUUAUCUGCUGUGCAUCUCUUAACAGCUGAAACAUUUUCAUGCUCAAGGUGGCUCAGAACAUACACAUACUGUAACUUAUCCACAGUUGUCAAGCACUUGGUUUGUAAAUAUGCCGCCCGACCACUACAGAACCCAUCUUUUAAUCACCGCAAAACAGGAGGAGCGUGAGAGCCAACAAAGUGUUUCUUGAAUAAAUUUUUUUAAUGUUGUCAUA